AUGAUACUUCUAUUCAUUAUCUCACAACUAGCAGUCGCUAUAAUAGCUAAUUCGGUUCAUAAGUAUCCUUACGUGUUUCUUCUUGAUGUGGGGAAUGAAGAAAUACAGAACUUAAACACAGAACAAAUAAGAUUUACUAUAUCAGGUGGCUCUCUAGCGAUAAAAUAUCCUGCUACUGGAGAAGGAGAUACUAUCAGGCAUGUGAGAGUAAGUGGAAUAGAUUUCGGUACAAAUCUUAAAGCAAGUAUUGUCCAAGGCGGUCCUGGAUACAAAUACGUCGUGUUAGUAUUUUUAGGUAAUCCAGGUGUUUCCUACAAUGCUGUUGUGACACUACAAACUGAAUCAAACGUUGAUAGUUCUAAUAUGAACUCCGAUACAGAAAAUAAAAGCUCAGAUUCUAAUGAUAGUGCCGAAGAAACGGAUGAUAGCACCCAACAAAAAACUACGUAUUCAGAGAAUGCACUUAUAACGCAGUCAAGUUCAAAUGUCUAUAAGUAUAUUAAUAGCGGACACUCUGACGUCAACGACAAUGAUAAUGACAAUGGUGAUGAAACGCAGAAUAAUGAUGAAGAGGAAGGUGAUAAUGAAGAUGAUAAAGAUCAAAGCAAUCAAGAGAAUAGUGAUGAUGAUAUUCAAAGUGGAACUUAUUUAGAGAGUGAUAAUUCUGAAAAUACAGCUGAAAUUAAACCAUUAGGUAGUCAAAAUGAUGAACGAUAUGGGAAAUAUGAAGCGUUUAAACCUGUGAUCAUUGGCGGUGUAAGGUUUUAUCCUCAAGCCGCUAUUUAUUCUCAAGAUGGAUAUAGUAAGCCAAUAUAUGAUCAAGAAAAUCAUGUUGAUGAUGAAGAAAAUGAGCAAAGCAAUGAUAAUAUAAAUGACAUAGAUUAUAAAGACAGCAACAAUAAUUUAAGUUCUGACUAUGUAUCACCUGUUGAGUAC
Brenthis ino (lesser marbled fritillary) is the source of this 936-nucleotide messenger RNA. The record is from the annotation of a GenBank genome assembly. NCBI's taxonomy places the organism in Eukaryota, Metazoa, Arthropoda, Insecta, Lepidoptera, Nymphalidae.